Messenger RNA from Somion occarium, 1772 nucleotides. NCBI's taxonomy places the organism in Eukaryota, Fungi, Basidiomycota, Agaricomycetes, Polyporales, Cerrenaceae. The record is from the annotation of a GenBank genome assembly.
ACCCUCCGUCAACUACGCCUAUUGAAUGGGAAACUCGCCACUCAUUGCAGAUUCCACCAAUAGUCAUGCCCGGCCACAACCAAGCCACCUUCCCGUUGCAGACGAUGAGGACGAACCUCCUGGUUGUAGUGGUUUACACUCUCGAACAAGUUUCCUCAGUCAAGAUGUAGUAAAUCAAGAUAUCAAGUCCGUCUCACCUACCAUCGAAGAAGAGGUGGUAGGUGCCGGACUUUCUGAGAAGUCGGAACCGACGCCCCAAAGGGUUGUUGGUAAAGUUCAUUGGGCUGAUCGUCUCAGAACGCUCUUCCGUCCUGCCCACCCCAUUGGUCCCAUCCCCGGAUAUAGAGCGUCAAUGAAGGCGGCUGUCAUGUACACCCCAUUGAACAUCUGUCUUUUGUUCAUUCCGGUAUCAUGGGCGUUGCACUACACUGAUCAGAAUCAUACAUUGGUGUUCGUCUUCUCCGCACUGGCCAUUCUGCCUCUCGCUGCUCUUCUCGGUCUCGGAACGGAGCAAAUCGCUCUUCGCACCAGUCAGGCCGUCGGAGGUUUACUUAACGCUACGUUGGGCAACAUCGUCGAGAUGAUUAUCGCCGGUAUUGCUCUUAAAGAAUGUGACCUCGCCCUUGUUCAGAGCUCGCUUCUCGGCGGUUUAUUGAGUAAUUUACUGUUGGUACUCGGCAUGGCCUUCAUAGUCGGUGGUUUCCGUUUCCCGCAGCAAGAAUUCCAACCAAUGGCCGCUCAGCUGAAUUCGUCUCUUAUGACGGUGUCCGUUAUUUCGCUCCUUGUCCCAGCGGCAUUUCACGAGUACCUUGGAGAUCGACUUGGAGGAGAGGAAGGCCCGCUGUUACUGCAGCUGAGCAGAGGUAGUGCUAUCGUCUUGAUAUUGAUAUACAUUGCCUACCUUUUCUUCGUGUUUUACUCCCAUAAUCAUCUCUUCAUUGAUGUGUCGCCUUCCACCUCUAAGCAAAGCUCUGUGCGCUCGUCGAUUCACGCCUCGGAAACUGGAACCAUUCUUCCUGUCACGGAUGUUGACGCUCCUGCACCCAUUCAUUUCGAGAUGGUCAAGGUCAACGUACCCGUUGCUAUCGCCAUUCUCAUUGGUUCUACUGCCCUCGCCUACCUCACCGCAGAGAACCUCGUAUCGUCUCUGAACGGUCUGGUCGAACACACUAGCGUGUCGAAAGAAUGGAUCACGCUCAUCGUCAUACCGGUUAUAAGUAACGCUGCUGAGCACGUUACAGCCGUAGUUGUCGCCCACAAGGGUAAAUUCGACUUGGCGAUGAACGUCGCUGUAGGCAGCUGUAUCCAAAUUGCGUUAUUUGUCAUACCAGUCUUGAUCCUCGUCGCAUGGGGCUUGGGUAAGCCCUUGACUCUGUUGUUCGACCCCAUCGAGACUAUCUGUCUCUUCCUGUCUGUCCUUAUCGUUAAAUUCUCGAUUGAAGAUGGAAAGUCGCAUUGGAUGAGUGGUGUUGCACUCAUUGGUGUGUAUGUUGUGAUAGCAUUGUCGUUCUGGAACUAUCCCGUAGCGAACACGAUCCAGCCCACAGAUCUGGUAUGCUCCUAAGACAUUGCGUAGUUUUUACGAAUUACAUUUUGGAUUCCCAUGUACCAUAUCUGUAUAUGCUCCUCUUUCUACUGUGUAUCAUACAAGAGAAACAUGACCUGUCCUCCUAGUGCCAUUUUGCGGACAAGACCGCGGACAAGUUGCAUCAUGUAUCCUCAACGACCCGACUGAACCUAAGCAGCUCUAAGGGUAUGUAUGAUGUAGCUAG